Molecule: messenger RNA, 312 nt
Organism: Chironomus riparius
Lineage: Eukaryota; Metazoa; Arthropoda; Insecta; Diptera; Chironomidae
Source: the annotation of a GenBank genome assembly
UAAAACAACAGCAAUAUGCGACUAUCAACUUUUUUGGCGAUUUCAAUGAUCAUCGCCGCAACUUUUGAGGAUAUCAUUUGUGUAGGCAUGCCAAUUCGAGUCCGGAGUAUAUUUGGAGUUACCACAAUAGAUGUUGACUCAUCAGACACAAUCUACAAUGUGAAAUCAAAAAUUUACAAUAAAGAAGGUUUCCCAGCAGAUCAGCAACAUUUAAUGUUUAAUGGCAAUAAAUUGGAAGACUCUCGAACAUUGGAAGAUUACAAUAUUCAAGAAGGAUCGCAGUUAGAAUUGGCAAUAAGACUUACUCAAUAA